Messenger RNA from Osmerus eperlanus (European smelt), 4124 nucleotides. It is a transcript of the gene vgll4b, whose product is annotated as vestigial-like family member 4b. Lineage: Eukaryota; Metazoa; Chordata; Actinopteri; Osmeriformes; Osmeridae. Gene Ontology annotation, biological process: negative regulation of DNA-templated transcription. The record is from RefSeq and is a predicted model, not a curated record. Gene Ontology annotation, molecular function: transcription coactivator binding.
CCAGGGAUUUAGCGAGCAUGCCUAGUGGCCGAUGCAUACAUAGAGGAAACCAGUGUACAUUCGAGUCAUACCAAGCAUAACCUGCGUGUCAGUGCAGUCUACUUACAGCGGGCUGUGAGGAGAACUGGCGCUUUUCUUUUGUCCUAACUAAUUAUUUCUACCACUUUAAAAAGUACUUUAAACAAACUUUGAGUUCGGGAAUUCAUUACCAUUCAGUCUCGUAUUCAAGGAAUUUAUUUUUUGCAUUCAGAAAAGUUAGAGGCUGGGCCUUUAGCUUGGUGUCGUAUCCACGUUCACAUAAUUAUUCCAAUUGCCUCGGUCGAAAGCAAAAAAGCUGGUCUUUUUGCGAAACCAAUAAAUGCUUCUUACGAAAAUGGACCUGUUGAACUACCAGUACUUGGACAAAAUGAACAACAACAUUGGCAUACUUUGCUAUGAAGGAGAGGCAGCUCUGAGAGGUGACCCCAGGAUGCAGUCCAUGACCCUGUCCUCGGCCGUCAGCAGCCACAGGACGGGGCCUCCUCCCAUCAGCCCCAGCAAGAGGAAGCACAGGCGGGACCAAGGCGACGACGACAUUGACUGCGACAACGAGCAUUUGGUCAAGAUGAGCCGGCUGUUUGCCGCACAGCUAGGCAAGCCUGCCAACGGGGACUGCUACCGCAAGGACCCCCGCGAGCGCAGCCGGAGCCCCAUUGAACGCGCCGUGGCCCCGUCCAUCGGUCUCCACGGCAACCACCCCUACGCCCACAUGCCCAGCCUGGCCAUGGACCAGCCCCUGGCACUGACCAAAAACAACAUGGACGUCGCCCGCACCAUGGCACCCAUCUCGCCCGUCGUCAGCUCGGUGGAGCGCCAGCAGAAUCGUCCAUCUGUGAUCACGUGCGCUCCGGCCAACAAACGUAACUGUAACCUGUCUCACUGCCCCGUGUCUCACAACGGCUGCUCCUCCAGCCUGCCCCCCAACUACAGGAGAACCCCCAACACUCCGACCAACACGGCGUGCGACCCCGUGAUCGAGGAGCACUUCCGCCGCAGCCUGGGCAAGAACUACAAGGAGCCCGAGCCCCUCGCCAACUCGGUGUCCAUCACAGGCUCGGUGGAUGACCACUUCGCCAAGGCCCUGGGGGAGACCUGGCUCCAGAUCAAGGCCAAGGGCAGCUCCACCAGCAGCCCCGACUCCUCCCCCUCCAACCACAUGGUCAACCACAACCACUCCCCCUCCUUGGUCUCCUGAAGGACUUGGAGCUCCGCCCCCUUGCCCCACCAGAAGACAGCCCAGCGAAGCCGCUCAGCCCUUCGGCGCCCCUGCAUGAGUUAGCCAUCCCCGCUUGGAGCAGCGCCAGUGUAUAGCCGUGUACAUAGUGAUGACGGAGGGAGGGAGGCGUUUUUUUGGUUUGGACCGUCUAACGUUUUUUCUUUUGUUUCUGUCUAUGUUAGGUUUGCGUACAGCUUUGUGUUUUGCGUUAUCUUUUGUCCAGCAUUUGAAAGGAAAGCUAGCAAAAAUCCUUUUUCUUUACCACAUGACUCCAAAGCAUCCCAACCCCCUAUGCCUUUGUUACCAAAGAUACCUCGGAUGCUAAUUUGCUACCCCCUCGAAGAAGGAAAGGAAAAAUCCAUGGAAUCCAUUUGCUCACAUUCAUCUCUUUCUUUCCCUACAUGCUUACACUCCACACUGUAGAGCUCUCCCUGAUAUCGUAUGUGUAUACUUGAAGCGAAAGGCCUGGUCCGAUUUGCACUACUGUCAAGGGAUUAAGGUUGCAUGUCGAACUCAUGUUGGAUAUACACAUGCUUAUGAAUAGAUGGCGUUUCUAGGGCAGAUUGCUGAAUGACAGUUAGGUGAUGCUGCGUUCCACCUCAGAGUUUAAAACCAAGCAGUUCCCAAAGCCAGGGGAGAGACGAUGCCCAGUUCCUUUUUCCCCCAAACACAUUUUUUGUAAGGUUGAUACUCACAACUGAACUGUGUCCUUCUCCAAACAUGGGCAUUGUGAUCACUCUGAUUAGCCCCCCUCAUCUCCCCCCCCUCGCCACCCUUUACUAAGCACUGUGGUUUGGUAGAUUUUAGGUAAGGUUUGAAGGGUAAUUGUUUUUUUGUUUUGUUUUUUUUGCUUUACAACUGCAUGUUUUGAAUAGCUGGUAUCUAUUAAUGUUUAGACAUUUCAAUCUCACUACUACUAGCCUGUUUUCAGAUGUAGUUUUAUUGUUUUUGUUGUCAGUAACAGUCCUAGAUAGACUCACUGCUGGUACAGUUUAACUCGAUAUUAUGAUUUUGUAUUCAAAUCUUCAUUAUGGUAACGGCCAGCUACACAAGGACAGCCUCCGGAUAGGCCCGGCGCUACACAUGAACCAAUCGGAUUUCUGUGACGGUAAUCCCAUGGUACAGGAUGCUGCAGCACUGUGCAUGACUGAACAUGAGCAACGCAAACAGCCAGAGACAGGUCAAAGCCUAGGAGACUUCUCUUCCGACGAGCGCAGAGAUUUCGAUGGCGUCGUAUUUUUUUCCCCCCUCUACUUUUGCGAACACGUUUUGUUUGCGGUCGGCCGGCUGCGGCAGCUUGAGGAACCGACCUUCGAACUCGUGAUCAGCCUGUACCAAGGUGUCAUACAUUCCUCCUAUAGGGAACUUAGCACAGGUGUCACCAUUUCUCUCGAUCUCAGCAUACAUAGCUACUAACUAACCAGUAAGCGAUGACUAAGGUGUCUGGUUGUGGUGAGGCCGGGGUUGUGACACUGCCCAGAGGCCUUUCCCUGUCUGUGGUCGGAUGGCCAUACAUUCCAUCACGCCAGUUCAUACUACUUCUGGACGAUGACACAACCAUUUACUCCGAAUCGGAAUCCAACUGCCAGACAGUUCUCAAAGUGGGUCUGAGUCAAACGUUUAGAGAGAGAAGAAACAGAAACAUCUGGGUAGUUCUCCACAGAUUCAUGGGUUUCUUUACGUCGUUUGUGUUCAUGUAUCGGACAUGAAAAAAAAAGUUGUGACUGAUAUUUGGCCAUCGUAAGAUAUUCAUUUAAUGUACGUAAACACAGAGGGAAUGGGCAUUGUGUCCCAAUGUCAUACUCAUACACAUUUCACUACCAUCAGUAGAUAGGAGGCUUACUCUGCUUCAGAAAACUAUCCCUACACGCUGUAGGAAAAUCACUUCAAAAAUACUUUUCUUUUUAUAUAGACCAUCAUUACGCUGUGCGUAACGAAUGUACAGAGAAAAAAAAAUCGUAGGUAUUUUUUGAGGAACAGUUAAUUUGUUAAUGACAUGUAGCUAUUUAAUUUUUUUCCCUGUCCUUUUAUUGUAAUCAUGCAUUUUCUUUUCUUGUGGAAAAAAAAAAGUUGAUCUUUUUUGUUUGUAGAGUUUGUCGAAAAGGUAAAAAAAGUGCAGGAACACAGUUAUUGUAUGGAAACACUGCGUCGAUGGCCACUUGUGUAUUAAUGCUGACAGCGAAUCAGCAGUCUCAAUGCAGAGUCGAACACCAACCGUGACGUUCUUGAUCAACCAUUUGCCUCUUGGGACAACAGAAAAAAAAAAAAAAAAAAGUGCUCAUCUGACCUGUCUGAGAUAGGUCAAUCCAUGAUUGGUCUGGGGUGGGGAGUCACAUUGGCUGUGUCGCACUAAAGGUCACCUCGAUUCCCCUGUUGGAGGAUGGAUAGAGCGUUGAUCCCCCCAUGGCAUGUUCUGUUUGGCAGUGGUCCUACCUGAGCCCUCGACCCUGCAUGGGUGUAACUAUGGAGACAAUCUGGCCAGGUAGUCAAACAGCUGUUCAACCAUGUUCAUUUAUCCAUUGAUCUCUAUGCAGGCCACGCUGGAUGGGAUGUACCCUGGGAUGUGUGACACAGCCUAUGUCCCUCAUAUAUAUAUCCUGUUGGGGUUGAAUUGCUACUGUAUUAGCUAUGUUUAUUUAACUCUAGAACCCGGGAAGACUGGUUCUGCUUCCAAAUAAAUGAGACAGAAACUCUGUGAAGUUCCUUCACUUGGAAGCUGCAUCAACGUUGUACUUCAAACUGUUUGUAAAUCUGUAUUAAACCCUCAAUCUGUGGCCCCUGUGUCUCCUUCAACUAAAAAGGUUUUGGCAGGCCAACUUUUUUUGUACUUAAAGUAGCCUCAAUGAACAAUAAAGUGCUCUUAAACCAC